Somion occarium is the source of this 1072-nucleotide messenger RNA. NCBI's taxonomy places the organism in Eukaryota, Fungi, Basidiomycota, Agaricomycetes, Polyporales, Cerrenaceae. The record is from the annotation of a GenBank genome assembly.
AAUAAAGACGCCCGUUCUUGUUGUUCCACCACCUCCUUGAUCAACCUCGCAACAAAACAGAGUGAAACGAGCCCUGAAUGGAAUCAUUUCAUUACUCUCAGUUCUCUCAGGAAUAUUCAAAUGUUCACAUAGCGUUAUUCACCAACGUUACAAACGCCACCGAACUGAGAAAUCGCCUUGUUCAAGCGUCGACCAUGUCCGGACCUGAAGGGGAUGCUGAACGACAAGCAGUCGACUUUGCUUUUAUCGAUGCUACUCUUAUAUGCAGUACUUUACACCUAAAAUCUGCCAUCCUGAAUUCGGUGCUUGCCCAGGCUCAAGGGGCAUUGCGCACGAAAACGGUCCAUUCAGAGAUUUUAUGGAAUCUCAACCCUACUAAUAACAUCUCUGAAGCUAUCAGACGUUAUGGCGUGUCUUCGUCUACUACGUCUCUUCUAGUUGUUCGAAUAGGGCGUCCAGGAGAUCCGGCUACUGUUCAAAUGCAGAUGUCAGCAGUCGUUUCUGGAGACUUAUCACCCACAUCCAGGUUGGCUGGGAUCACCGACUGGGCAAGGGUCAAGAAGUACUACAAAAUUCUUCAACAAAUCGACGCAGAUCCUCAGAAGGAUAUACAGCGAGUUCAUGAAAUAGUGGUCAGCUCGGUAUCCAUGAAGAGCGUUAUUGUCUGAUGGCUCCGCAUUGGCUAUUGGGUACCAGGUGUCCUGGCGAUGUAACAAUUCAAGCCGGCGUUAUUCCUGGGCUGCGAACUGCGAGGCGACGCCAUUCUGCACAUGGACUGGUAUCCCGUCCACUUGAGCAUCUGGGUCUGCAUACACCUGUAAGUGGCGUACGCUCGGCCACUUCGUCAAUUGACAUGACCAAAUUGCUCUCGAAUUGAUGUAGGCCAACUUGGAAACAUGUCUGCUUGGAGUCGAGUGGCGAAUUAUUCGGUGUUCUUAGACACACCAGAUCGUGUUACUGCUAAUCUAAGACUCUCUUACGAACGAUAUACUUACAUACCGUAUUACGCCUUCAUCUACUUUCCAGCUGAAAGUCAACUGCAAUAAAAUACAAUCCUGGACCCUUUAUAUUC